CAAGUACUGCGCCCCACGCUAUUCCUUUUCCAUUUUUUUUAAAAUAGAGAAAGCAGCACCGACUUGGAGCUCAAGAAAACUGAAAUUCUUUUGCUUGAUCUGCGAUGAAGAUAUUGAUGAUUAGGAGAGGUUUACGGUUACUGGCCACCGGAAAUUUGUACUCCUCGCCGUUGAUUUACCGGCGGCAUUCUUCUAUGUCGACGUCGUCUUUCUCUGCUGCUUCUUCGUUGAAUGCUUACUUCGCCGCAGAUGAUUUUCUGCUCGGCGAUCAAAUAGCUACUUUGGCUUCGAAAUCGGAGACUACUCCGAAUCUACUUCAGCCUGGUGUCGUUGUCUAUGACGGCGUUUGUCAUCUUUGUCACAACGGUGUGAAAUGGGUCAUUAAAGCUGACAGGGAUAAGAAAAUCAAGUUCUGCUGCUUGCAGUCAAAGGCUGCUGAACCUUACAUGAGUGUUUGUGAUCUUGAUCGAGAUGACGUUCGUCGUCGCUUCUUAUUCAUUGAAGGCCCAGGUUUAUACCAUCAAGGCUCCGCUGCUGCGCUGAGGGUUCUAGCUCACUUGCCAUUUCCUUACUCUGCGCUGAGUUACCUCGUGAUUGUACCUACUCCUUUAAGGGAUGCUGUUUAUGAUCAUGUUGCCAAGAAGAGGUAUAAAUGGUUUGGGAAGAGUGAUGACUGUUUGGUUCUCCGGGAGCAAGACUUACUUGACCGCUUCAUUGAUAGGGAAGAGUUGCUUGAACGUAGCCGAUCUGUUUUGUGAAAUGCUGCUUCAAUGAGUAUGAGAGUGGAGGUCGUUAUAAUAAGGAAGUACCAUUUAAUAUUCUUUUGGAGUUGUAAUUAUGUAGUCCAUCCAUAGUAUACUGCUUAAUACACACUAGAUAUAAGCUUAUGGAGCAAUGAGGGAUGCCUUCGUUUUUUGUCACUGACGAAAGUAUCAACACGUUCAAGGGGAAGAAACUAUCUAUCCAGUUACUUCUGCAGGCUUUCUUCGCAGUAGAUACUUUGACAUGUUGGUUAGCUAUAUUCAGCAUUCAGUUGUACAUUUGAACUUUUUGCCUGUUGAGUGCUUAAUCAAUUCAAAUUCGGCUUUU
Solanum dulcamara is the source of this 1089-nucleotide messenger RNA. RefSeq lists its product as uncharacterized. The record is from RefSeq and is a predicted model, not a curated record. NCBI's taxonomy places the organism in Eukaryota, Viridiplantae, Streptophyta, Magnoliopsida, Solanales, Solanaceae. Gene Ontology annotation, molecular function: protein-disulfide reductase activity. The coding region runs from base 105 to 758 and encodes 217 amino acids. The transcript has 3 exons.